UGUUGCCGGAUGUUCACUAAAUCAGCAAAAGCAAUGGUGAUUAUUUGAAGUCUAACAGAUACAUUUUAGUAAAUCAACACUUAGUUAGAACUUUAUACUUAGGGAGUUGUGAAGUUUGGAACAGGAGCUAUAUUUUCUCUCGUUAUUUUGUUUUCCGUUGAGGAGAAUCUCUUUUCAACCCGGUGCUUGUUUCGCUGGGUAGCGAUGGGUGUUGUUCGACCGGCCGGUCAGCGAUACCUGUCAACGGGAUAGGCGCAGUGUGUUUAACCGCGGGCUCUCCUGAAAGUGUGGGUGCCAGGAACCGACAGUGGGCAAAACUGAGAAGCUUGUUUGCGCUACCUGCUUUUAUUUUUUCCCGUGUGAACGAUGGAGACCUGUGAGGUGACGUUGGCCAUCAGGGGAGAGACAUCCCCGGGUGAGGUCUUUGCAGUUGUUGGUAGCUGUGAAGCCUUGGGAAGCUGGAGCCAUCAGAAAGCUGUGACUUUACAUCCUGUUGGUGACGAUAAGUGCAGGUGGACUACAACAGUCACUGUGCCUAAAGGUGUUGUUACCAGCUACCGCUAUUUUAAAGGCUUCUUUCUGGAGUCUAAGAGUGCAGGUGGUCCCUGUCAAGUGAUCGUCAAUUUGUGGGAGACCCAUCAUCGCCCCCGCACGAUGAGCCCCACAGCAACAUACCAGGAUAUUGAUGAUGGACAGUUUGGAUUAAAUGAUGGGAUAAACUGCGUUGACUCUGGGUGGCUGACGUGUCAGACAGAAAUUCGCUUGCGUCUGCACUAUUCUAAGAAGGCUCCAGUGUCCAUCACUAAGAAGAAAUUCAAGAAGUCUCGCUUCAGGAUCAAGUUGACGUUAGAGGGCGUUGAAGAGGAGGAGGAGGAGGAGGAAAAUGAGCUCUGUCCUUCAUCUUGGCACAAGAUGACCACCACUCUGGAAAUCAGUAUGAUUAGUGCCAACGGCUAUAAGUCGCGCCACUCCCAGCCUGAGUGCGGCUACGCACUGGAGCCUUCCCAGUGGACUGAGUACAGUAUCCACACCAUGGACCCAGAUAACCUCGAGCUCACGUUUGAGUUCUUUGAGGAGGAUCUGAGUGAGCAUGUAGUCCAGGGGGACAUCCAUCCAGGACAUGUAGGCACUGCCUGCCUCCUCUCUUCUUCAUUUUUAGAGGAUGGCAAGGAUAUUGGAGUAGUUACUCUUCCCAUAAUGGGGCGAAAUGCCAGACAGACCAUUGGAAAAGUAAGAGUGGAUUUCCUGGUAAUCCGACCCAUCCAGGGACUGCAGUGUGACAUGAGCUCAUCAUACACCAAGUACUGGAAAAAGGGAAGUACUUUGGAUGUGGGUCACAGGGGAUCAGGCAGCACCCAUGCAGCCAAGCACCACAGAAUCAGAGAAAACACUAUAGCCUCAUUUAAAAGUGCUGCUAAGCAUGGUGUAGCGUUCGUAGAGUUUGAUGUUCACCUCUCCAAGGAUGCUGUACCUAUUGUAUACCAUGACUUGACUUGCUGCAUAUCCACUAAGAAGAAAAAUGACAAGAAUCUGGAGCUCAUUGAGGUGCCAGUCAAAGACCUGACAUUUGACCAGCUGCAGCUUUUGAAGCUGGCUCACGUCACUGCAAUGAAUGUAAACGAUCACAAAGACCUGCAGGACGACGAAGAUGAAAUCGAUGAGCAUCAGCCGUUCCCCUCGCUCUCACAGAUCUUCCAAGCCGUUCCUGAACACGUUGGCUUCAACAUUGAGCUCAAAUGGAUCUGCCAGAUGAAGGACGGGUCAUGGGAGGGCAACUUAUCCUCUUACUUCAACAUGAAUACAUUUCUGGACAUCGUUCUGAGAGAUGUUCUGCAGAAAGGUGGAAAAAGACGCAUCGUUUUCUCCUGUUUUGACCCAGAUAUCUGCACCAUGGUGCGUCAUAAGCAGAACAAGUACCCCAUCCUCUUCCUGACUCAGGGAAUUUCAGACAAGUAUCCCGAGCUGAUGGACAUCCGGUGCCAGUCCACUCAGAUUGCCAUCAGCUUCGCCCAGAGUGAAAAUAUUCUGGGAAUCAGCGCCCACACAGAGGAGCUGUUAAAGCACCUUGACUACAUUGGAGACGCCCAGUCUAAAGGCCUGGUAGUGUUCAGCUGGGGAGAUGACAACAAUGAUCACGAAACUAGAAGGAAGCUGAGAGCGCAGGGAAUCGACGGGCUCAUCUAUGACAGUAUUGGUGAGGACCAAACAGACCAGCCAAACUUCUUCCAGAUAGAGGAACAGCACUCCCUGCAGGAGGUUAUUACAGAGGAGACCCUAAAGAGUGCAUCUUGCUCCUGCUACUCCAUUCCCUGCUCCAUGGCACCAUGCAUCGCCUCCAGGGUCCGUGGUGGAAACGCCGAGUCGGACUCCGGUCUCAGCUCCUCAUAAAUAUCCCUAAAGCUCUACCUUUGUCUGUACUCCUGUUGCACAGACAUACUCAAGAGGACCAAGGUGGAAAUGGCUGAUUUAUAGGGGAUCCUUUCUUCAUACAUUUAUAUCACUAAGACCACUCAGACUGUCUACCACUCCGCUCGAAUCAUCAGAAGAUGUUUGCAGUCUUUUUAGCUUCAGAUAGGUUUUGUUUGCUUUCUGUUGAACAGGUGUGUGUGUUUUAGCCAAAAGAUGAAAUGCUUUUAAUUUUUCCUCGACAGGCAGAUGCCUGUUUAUGGAAGAACAGUCUGUACAAAGCUCUUCAUCGUGGUGGAAUCAGGGUAAAUUGACAAAUUGAACAUGAAUGGAUAUUAAGCCAGUAUGUUCCAUUUGUUCAGUUUUAGUGCUAAAUUGAAUGCAUUUGUAUAAUACACAUGUAAAGGUAUAACACAAAUGAAAGAUGCAUGAUGCAGGGUUAUGGUGUUUGUUCCUGUUUUGUUAUUCAUGUGCAUGAGGCCAUGACUUAAAGUGUUAUGUUUAUGAAUGAAGUGUCAAUAAGUUAUGAUUUGGAUUUUUUUUUUUUUAAACAAAUUACAGUCAGUUGCUGGGUAGGUUUUGCAUACAUUGGACAAACUAAUGUCUCAGCUGGAUGACAUUAUAGGCUGAUAAACCUUUGGUCCUCUUUAUGAUGCCUUCAAACUCCCGUUUAUGGAUAUACUGAUAAAUAGCCAUUUUUUAAACUUAAACACAGAACACUGGAUGUACUGUUAGAUUUAGUUUUUUAUUUAUUCUUGAUUUGAGGGGAAAACAGGUGUUUUAUUUGCAGUGCACAUUUAUACCACAGCCUUAAAGGGGAAAAACGCCUUUUUAUUUGAACAUUACCAUUACCUCACUCACCAUGAAAUAGAGUAGACUUGAGCUGAGAUGCAUACACUUCUAUACUGUAUGUUAUUGGAAUUACACACCAAUGCUGUUUAUUGGGGUGGCACAUUAAUUUCUGGUGGAAAUUACCUUUCUAGUGUGCUGUCUGUAUUCUGUCUUAUCGCACAAUUUUUAACCACAAAGUCUGAUGAUUGCUGCCUCUGUAUGAUUGAACAUGACUGAAUUAAAGAGCCUAAGAUGUAUUAUAACUGCCAGUUAAAUGUAAAUGAAAUAAAAACAGACUGUGUUUA
Molecule: messenger RNA, 3542 nt
Organism: Archocentrus centrarchus (flier cichlid)
Lineage: Eukaryota; Metazoa; Chordata; Actinopteri; Cichliformes; Cichlidae
Gene: gpcpd1
Product: glycerophosphocholine phosphodiesterase 1
Exons: 20
Coding region: 367-2388 (673 amino acids)
Biological process (GO): glycerophospholipid catabolic process
Molecular function (GO): glycerophosphocholine phosphodiesterase activity; starch binding
Source: RefSeq, a predicted model, not a curated record